Stylophora pistillata is the source of this 1789-nucleotide messenger RNA. RefSeq lists its product as uncharacterized. The record is from RefSeq and is a predicted model, not a curated record. Lineage: Eukaryota; Metazoa; Cnidaria; Anthozoa; Scleractinia; Pocilloporidae.
AGUUGUCGGUUUUUGGGCAGCUCGUCUUAAUCGUGUUUUUCAACAAACCGUUCUCCUAGCUACAAGAGGCAAUGUGUAAGACGUGAAUAAACAUAUCGAAGAUGUAGUUCUGAAGGGAAUUUAUUAAUCCGAAUGUAGGGAAUGGGGUGCAGUGAAUCCAAACCAGCCCAAAGCAACGAGACAUCCGAAGCUGAAGCAAUUAUUUCUUCUAAUGGAAACGGAUCACAGGAAACAGAGACGGUAAAAACCAGUGGAAUGGAUAAUUCGCUGCAAGAAGUGAACCCAAUGCAAUUAAAUUCCUCUCACGAAGGCGUUAAAAGACCUGAGCAAUUGAGCAUUAUGAAACCACCGAGAGCGAGGCCAUCCAGUUUGGAAAAUGCCUGGGGUAACACAAGAGUCGUGAAUAAAAACCUCGAAAAUGCUUUCAAUAAGCCCCAAGUACAAAAGGUGGAAGAUUUUGGAAGCGAAUAUGGAAAAGACGGUGUUGAUUUAGCUUCAAGUCAGGUCCAAAACGGACAGGACACUGACAAGUUCGUCAGUAGCUCUCUCGGUACGCGAACAUCCCCCGAUGGUACGUACAGCGUUAAUUACAAUGAGCGACUGAACUUCCAAGAACGCCCUGGUAUCCAUAAGGUAGAAUCAGAUGAAUCUUUCGAUCCGUCGAAAUUAAUAGAUAUUGAAAAGUUUAAAGCGGCGAAUGCCCCAGGAAAACAGGUGCAAACGGCCACUGCAAAGCCAGAAUUGUCCAAAUUUGAUACCGACGUAAACCACAACGUCUGUGAUGUCUCGAGUAAUGCGGCUAGUAAUGCCAAAACUGAGGCAGAAAGGCCACCAAACUACAACGAAAUCUACAACGACGAUGAAAAGCAACUGAUUGCCAGUAUAGAGAAUGACUUUGAAACAGCUCUGCCUGGAUCUGUGUUUUAACAGAAAACGUCAUCUCUUAGCAAAUAAAUCCUAAAGGAGCGAAACAGCUCGAUGCUCUUGAAAGUCGCUUCCGUGAAGCAACGUUUCUUCACGAUCAGAUCUGUGGAAUUUUCGGGUGUUUCAUCCUGGUGCAUCGACAAAGUCAGAGCAAAGAAACAUUAUGUAUUGUAAGAUAAGAUAAGAUAAAGAGAAAAACUUUAUUAACGUGUCAGGUAAAUCUAGCUUACAUUUACGUAAAUUAAUUGUGGACACCUAACAAAUGGUGAAAUAAAAGUUAAGAAUUAUGAUUAAAAUUCUAAAUCCUAUAAGUCCCUGACUGUAGGAUGCUUAAUUAACUACUGCAUAGUGUUCAACUUUUACAAUUAUCUUCUAUCAUUCCAACUUGGUCUAAUUUUCGGAUUUUCGUUUUAAAGGUAUUUAAAGAUUCUACACGACUUACACUGUAUUAAGGAAUUCAGGUCCUUUGAGAAGUUUAUUUUUUUAUAUAUGGGGAAACGUAAAGAGUCUACGGAUUUAUUAGUGUCAAGCUUUUAAAAGAAAGAAAAUCAAUGUUUAACUAAGUUCGAAUUUACUAUUUUCAGUCACGGAAAAGUUUGUUUGGAAAAUAUGUUUGAUCGUUAAACCUGACUGACAAAAAACACUGCUUACCACAGUUACUGCUUACCACAAAAUAAAAAGUAUGACUACCCAAAUUGUCUCAUCAUAGGAGCUUUUUAAGUGCAUGGCUGUUAAAAAGGCAUGAAGAAAUGAUAUAUAUUGAAACAGAGGAUUAUUAUUAUGUAUAUCCUACAUUAGUAUAAUUUCAGAGCUGAACAAAGAGUUUCCAGCAAUCUGAUUGGUCAAGCAGUUCCUUAUAUGAUGC